Diabrotica balteata is the source of this 852-nucleotide messenger RNA. The record is from the annotation of a GenBank genome assembly. Lineage: Eukaryota; Metazoa; Arthropoda; Insecta; Coleoptera; Chrysomelidae.
AUGAAAAACAUACAUGAAAAUAUAGAAGACUCGGAUAUAAAUUUAGGACCUUCAACUUCAAGCAAAGUCCAAACCAUAGAAAAAAGUACCAAACAAUUGAAUAUUCCUGCAGAUAGAGACGGAGGAUUUAAUGACAACAAUAGCGAUAGUGCGAGUGCUGAUGCUGAAACGCAUGAACCUGAAACCACCAACCAAGACAGAACAAUUAAUGUUCCAGUUAAUCUGAAUUCAAGUGUAGGAAGCUUCAGCAUACACUUGGUUUCAGAUGAUCCCGGAAAAUGGCCUGCAAAUAUGAAUCCAAGUGAAGUUCAAUUUGUUUAUAAGAUUUCGAAUGCUGCCAUAACAGCAAUUGAAGAACGGUUCCAAUUACUUCAACAGCACACAGCCAUUUUUAGUGUAAUAUAUGGCAUAACCAAAGUUAAAAACGAUGAUGAACUUAAAACCAAUUGUGAGAAAGUGAAUCAAGCCCUUACAAACAUAAGCAGCUCAGAGACUGACAUUAGUGCAACCGAUUUAUAUGAAAAAAUUAAAGCUAUUCAACCAUUUUUUUUUUCGCAGAAAAAAAGUACUAGUGAUAUUCUUGAAUUUAUUUACAAUAGUCUUAUAUCAACAUUUCCCAACUUAACUAUAAUGAUACGUAUAUUCCUAACUCUACCUGUUACUGUAGCUAGGGGUGAGCGGUCGUUUUCAAAACUUAAGAUUAUUCAAAACUAUUUGCGAUCCUCAAUGGAGCAAGAUAUACUUUCUGCUUUAGCAAUGUUAUCUAUAGAACAUGACGUGUGUGCCACAUUGGACAUUAAAGAUAUUGUCAAAAAGGUUUCUGAGACGAAAGCCCGAAAAGUGCGUUUUUAG